CCGCCCCUCGGCAACCGGCACAACACAACAAAAUGGCUGCCGCGCCGCUGGGCGCCUGAGGAAAGAACCUGAACUUCUCGCGCUCCACCUCAGCCUGCGGGACUGCUCGGCUCGGCUCCUAGGCGGUGAGCGUCAGACCUGGCCGAGCCCGUUCCCCGGCGUCCGGCCCGAGCGAGACAGGGGCUCCCUGUGUUGCCCAGGCUGCAGUGCAGUGGCCAGUCACAAGGUUGAUCAUAGCACAUUGUAGCCUGGAGCUCCUGGGAUCAAGCGGUCCUCCUGCCUCAUCCUCUGGAGUAACUGGGACUGCAAGUAUACACACUGUGCCUGAUGAAAUAUCACAAUAUUUGGUGCAUGGUUUUGAUGAACACCUGGCUUUAUUCUUGCAAUGAAGAAAGGUUCUCAACAAAAAAUAUUCUCCAAAGCAAAGAUACCAUCGUCAUCUCACUCUCCUAUCCCAUCAUCUAUGUCCAAUAUGAGAUCUAGGUCUCUUUCACCUUUGAUUGGAUCAGAGACUCUACCUUUUCAUUCUGGAGGACAGUGGUGUGAGCAAGUUGAGAUUGCAGAUGAAAACAAUAUGCUUUUGGACUAUCAAGACCAUAAAGGAGCUGAUUCACAUGCAGGAGUUAGAUAUAUUACAGAGGCCCUCAUUAAAAAACUUACUAAACAGGAUAAUUUGGCCUUGAUAAAAUCUCUGAACCUUUCACUUUCUAAAGACGGUGGGAAGAAAUUUAAGUAUAUCGAGAAUUUGGAAAAAUGUGUUAAACUUGAAGUACUGAAUCUCAGCUAUAAUCUAAUAGGGAAGAUUGAAAAGUUGGACAAGCUGUUAAAAUUACGUGAACUCAACUUAUCAUAUAACAAAAUCAGCAAAAUUGAAGGCAUAGAAAAUAUGUGUAAUCUGCAAAAGCUUAACCUUGCAGGAAAUGAAAUUGAGCAUAUUCCAGUAUGGUUAGGGAAGAAGUUAAAAUCUUUGCGAGUCCUCAAUUUGAAAGGCAACAAGAUAUCAUCGCUCCAAGAUAUAAGCAAGUUGAAACCGCUUCAAGAUUUGAUUUCUCUGAUCGUAGUUGAAAAUCCAGUUGUGACCCUUCCUCAUUACCUCCAGUUUACCAUUUUCCACCUCCGUUCACUGGAAAGUUUGGAAGGUCAGCCAGUAACCACUCAGGAUAGACAGGAGGCUUUUGAGAGAUUCAGUUUAGAAGAGGUAGAAAGACUGGAAAGAGACCUAGAAAAAAAGAUGAUAGAAACUGAAGAGCUUAAGAGCAAACAAACAAGGUUCCUUGAGGAAAUUAAAAAUCAAGAUAAAUUGAAUAAAUCAUUAAAAGAGGAGGCCAUGUUACAGAAACAGAGCUGUGAGGAACUCAAGAGUGACUUAAACACAAAAAAUGAAUUGCUAAAACAGAAGACCAUAGAACUAACACGAGCAUGUCAGAAGCAAUAUGAGCUGGAACAGGAAUUGGCCUUUUAUAAAAUUGAUGCUAAAUUUGAGCCACUAAAUUAUUAUCCAUCAGAGUAUGCUGAAAUUGAUAAAGCCGCAGAUGAAAGCCCUUACAUUGGCAAAUCCAGAUACAAGAGAAAUAUGUUUGCCACAGAGAGUUAUAUUAUUGACAAUGCUCAGGCAGUACAGAUCAAGAAGAUGGAGCCAGAUGAACAACUUAGAAAUGAUCACGUGAACUUGAGAGGCCACACACCACUGGACACGCAACUGGAAGACAAAGAAAAAAAAAUAAGUGCAGCACAAACUCGACUAUCAGAACUGCAUGAUGAAAUAGAAAAGGCAGAACAACAAAUUUUGAGAGCUACUGAAGAAUUGAAACAACUGGAAGAAGCUAUACAACUAAAAAAGAUUUCAGAAGCAGGGAAAGACCUUCUUUACAAGCAGUUGAGUGGUAGACUACAACUUGUAAAUAAAUUACGCCAGGAAGCUCUGGAUCUAGAACUGCAGAUGGAAAAGCAAAAGCAGGAAAUUGCCGAAAAGCAGAAGGAGAUUAAGGACCUGCAAAUAGCCAUAGAUAGCCUGGAUUCCAAAGACCCAAAACAUUCCCAUAUGAAGGCUCAAAAGAGGGGUAAAGAACAACAGCUUGACAUUAUGAACAAGCAGUACAAACAACUUGAAAGUCGUUUGGAUGAGAUACUUUCUAGAAUUGCCGAGGAAACGGAAGAGAUUAAGGACCUUGAAGAACAACUUACUGAAGGCCAGAUAGCAGCAAAUGAAGCCCUGAAGAAGGAUUUAGAAGGUGUCAUCAGUGGGUUGCAAGAAUACCUGGGGACCAUUAAAGGCCAGGCAACUCAGGCCCAGAAUGAGUGCAGGAAGCUGCACGAUGAGAAAGAGACAUUGUUGCAGAGAUUGACAGAAGUCGAGCAGGAGAGAGACCAACUGGAAAUAGUUGCCAUGGACGCAGAAAAUAUGAGGAAGGAGCUUGCAGAGCUAGAAAGUGCCCUCCAAAAGCAGCAUGAGGUGAAUGCAUCUUUGCAGCAGACCCAGGGAGAUCUCAGUGCCUAUGAAGCUGAACUAGAGGCUCGGCUAAACCUAAGGGAUGCUGAAGCCAACCAGCUCAAGGAAGAGUUGGAAAAAGUAACAAGACUUACCCAGUUAGAACAAUCAGCCCUUCAAGCAGAACUUGAGAAGGAAAGGCAAGCCCUCAAGAAUGCCCUUGGAAAAGCCCAGUUCUCAGAAGAAAAGGAGCAAGAGAACAGUGAGCUCCAUGUAAAACUUAGAUGCUUGCAGGAUGACAAUAAUCUGUUAAAACAGCAACUUAAAGAUUUCCAGAAUCACCUUAACCAUAUGGUUGAUGGUUUGGUUCGUCCAGAAGAAGUGGCAGCUCGUGUGGAUGAACUAAGAAGAAAACUGAAAUUAGGAGCUGGGGAAAUGAACAUCCAUAGUCCUUCAGAUGUCUUAGGGAAAAGUCUUGCUGAUUUACAGAAACAAUUCAGUGAAAUUCUUGCACGCUCCCAGUGGGAAAGAGAUGAAGCACAAGUUAGAGAGAGAAAACUCCAAGAAGAAAUGGCUCUGCAGCAAGAGAAACUGGCAACUGGACAAGAAGAGUUCAGGCAGGCCUGUGAGAGAGCCCUGGAAGCAAGAAUUAAUUUUGAUAAGAGGCAACAUGAAGCAAGAAUCCAGCAAUUGGAGAAUGAAAUUCACUAUUUGCAAGAAAAUCUAAAAAGUAUGGAGGAAAUCCAAGGCCUUACAGAUCUCCAACUUCAGGAAGCUGAUGAAGAGAAGGAGAGAAUUCUGGCCCAACUCCGAGAGUUAGAGAAAAAGAAGAAACUUGAAGAUGCCAAAUCUCAGGAGCAAGUUUUUGGUUUAGAUAAAGAACUGAAGAAACUAAAGAAAGCCGUGGCCACCUCUGAUAAGCUAGCCACAGCUGAGCUCACCAUUGCCAAAGACCAGCUGAAGUCUCUUCAUGGAACUGUUAUGAAAAUUAACCAGGAGCGAGCAGAGGAGUUGCAGGAAGCAGAGAGGUUCAGCAGAAAGGCAGCACAAGCAGCCAGAGAUCUGACCCGAGCAGAAGCUGAGAUCGAACUCCUGCAGAAUCUCCUCAGGCAGAAGGAGGAGCAGUUUCGACUUGCGAUGGAGAAAACAGGUGUAGGUACUGGAGCAAACUCACAGGUCCUAGAAAUUGAGAAACUGAAUGAGACAAUGGAACGACAAAGGACAGAGAUUGCAAGGCUGCAGAAUGUACUAGACCUCACCGGAACUGACAACAAAGGAGGCUUUGAAAAUGUUUUAGAAGAAAUUGCUGAACUUCGACGUGAAGUUUCUUGUCAGAAUGAUUACAUCAGCAGCAUGGCAGAUCCUUUCAAAAGACGAGGCUAUUGGUACUUUAUGCCUCCACCACCAUCAUCAAAAGUUUCCAGCCAUAGUUCCCAGGCCACCAAGGACUCUGGUGUUGGCCUUAAGUACACAGCCUCAACUCCUGUUAGAAAACCACGCCCUGGGCAGCAGGAUGGGAAGGAAGGCAGUCGACCUCCCCCUGCCUCAGGAUACUGGGUUUAUUCUCCCAUCAGGAGUGGGUUACAUAAACUGUUUCCAAAUAGAGAUGCAGACAGUGGAGGAGAUAGUCAGGAAGAGAGUGAGCUGGAUGACCAAGAAGAACCCCCAUUUGUGCCUCCUCCUGGAUACAUGAUGUAUACUGUGCUUCCUGAUGGUUCUCCUGUACCCCAGGGCAUGGCCCUGUAUGCACCACCUCCUCCCUUGCCAAACAAUAGCCGACCUCUCACCCCUGGCACUGUUGUUUAUGGCCCACCUCCUGCUGGGGCCCCCAUGGUGUAUGGGCCUCCACCCCCCAACUUCUCCAUCCCCUUCAUCCCUGUGGGUGUGCUGCAUUGCAACGUCCCUGAACACCAUAACUUAGAGAAUGAAGUUUCUAGAUUGGAAGACAUAAUGCAGCAUUUAAAAUCAAAGAAGCGGGAAGAACGGUGGAUGAGAGCAUCCAAGUGGCAGUCUGAGAAAGAAAUGGAAGAACUGCAUCAUAAUAUUGAUGAUCUUUUGCAAGAGAAGAAAAGCUUAGAGCAUGAAGUAGAAGAAUUACGUAGAACUGUCCAGAAACGUCAACAACAAAAGGACUUCAUUGAUGGAAAUGUCGAGAGUCUUAUGACUGAACUAGAAAUAGAAAAAUCACUCAAACAUCAUGAAGAUAUUGUAGAUGAAAUUGAGUGCAUUGAGAAGACUCUUCUGAAACGUCGCUCAGAGCUCAGGGAAGCUGACCGACUCCUGGCAGAGGCUGAGAGUGAACUUUCAUGCACUAAAGAAAAGACAAAAAAUGCUGUUGAAAAGUUCACUGAUGCCAAGAGAAGUUUAUUGCAAACUGAGUCAGAUGCUGAGGAAUUAGAAAGGAGAGCUCAGGAAACUGCUGUUAACCUUGUCAAAGCUGAUCAGCAGCUAAGAUUGCUCCAGGCUGAUGCAAAGGAUUUGGAGCAGCACAAAAUCAAGCAAGAAGAAAUCUUGAAAGACAUAAACAAAAUUGUAGCAGCAAAAGACUCAGACUUCCAAUGUUUAAGCAAGAAGAAGGAAAAACUGACAGAAGAGCUUCAGAAACUGCAAAAAGACAUCGAGAUGGCAGAAUGCAAUGAGGAUCACCACCUGCAGGUCCUUAAAGAAUCUGAGGUGCUCCUUCAGGCAAAAAGAGCCGAGCUGGAAAAGCUGAAAAGCCAGGUGACAAGUCAGCAGCAGGAGAUGGCUGUCUUGGACAGGCAGUUAGGGCAUAAAAAGGAGGAGCUGCAUCUACUCCAAGGAAGCAUGGUCCAGGCAAAAGCUGACCUCCAGGAAGCUCUGAGACUGGGAGAGACUGAAGUAACUGAGAAGUGCAAUCACAUUAGGGAAGUAAAAUCUCUUCUGGAAGAACUGAGUUUUCAGAAAGGAGAACUAAACGUUCAGAUUAGUGAAAGAAAAACUCAACUUACACUUAUAAAGCAGGAAAUUGAAAAAGAGGAAGAAAAUCUUCAGGUUGUUUUAAGGCAGAUGUCUAAACAUAAAACCGAGAUGGGAUCUUGCUCUGUCAACCAGGCUAGUCUCAAACUCCUGGGCUCAAGCAAUCCUUACACCUCAGCCUGCCAAAUGGCUGGGAUUACAGAACUAAAGAAUAUUCUGGACAUGUUGCAACUUGAAAACAAUGAGCUACAAGGUUUGAAGCUACAACAUGACCAAAGGGUAUCUGAAUUAGAGAAGACUCAGGUGGCAGUGCUAGAGGAGAAACUGGAGUUAGAGAAUUUGCAGCAGAUAGCCCAGCAGCAGAAAGGGGAAAUAGAGUGGCAGAAGCAGCUCCUCGAGAGGGAUAAACGAGAAAUAGAACGAAUGACUGCUGAGUCCCGAGCUUUACAAUCGUGUGUUGAGUGUUUGAGCAAAGAAAAGGAAGAUCUCCAAGAGAAAUGUGACAUUUGGGGAAAAAAGUUGGCACAAACCAAAAGGGUUUUAGCAGCAGAAGAAGAAAAUAGCAAAAUGGAGCAAUCAAACUUAGAAAAGUUGGAAUUGAAUGUCAGAAAACUGCAGCAGGAACUAGACCAACUAAACAGAGACAAGUUGUCACUGCAUAACGACAUUUCAGCAAUGCAACAGCAGCUCCAAGAAAAACGAGAAGCAGUAAACUCACUGCAGGAGGAACUAGCUAAUGUCCAAGAUCAUUUGAACCUAGCAAAACAGGACCUGCUUCACACCACCAAGCAUCAGGAUGUAUUGCUCAGUGAGCAGACUCGACUCCAGAAGGACAUCAGUGAAUGGGCAAAUAGGUUUGAAGACUGUCAGAAAGAAGAGGAGACAAAACAACAACAACUUCAAGUGCUUCAGAAUGAGAUUGAAGAAAACAAGCUCAAACUAGUCCAACAAGAAAUGAUGUUUCAGAGACUCCAGAAAGAGAGAGAAAGUGAAGAAAGCAAAUUAGAAAUCAGUAAAGUGACACUGAAGGAGCAGCAGUACCAGCUGGAAAAGGAAUUAACAGACCAGAAAGGCAAACUGGAUCAAGUGCUCUCAAAGGUGCUGGCAGCUGAAGAGCGUGUUAGGACUCUGCAGGAAGAGGAGAGGUGGGGUGAGAGCCUGGAGAAGAUGCUCUCCCAAACUAAACGGCAGCUUUCAGAAAGGGAGCAGCAAUUGGUGGAGAAGUCAGGUGAGCUGUUGGCCCUCCAGAAAGAGGCAGAUUCUAUGAGGGCAGACUUCAGCCUCCUGCGGAACCAGUUCUUGACAGAAAGAAAGAAAGCUGAGAGGCAGGUGGCCAGCCUGAAGGAAGCACUUAAGAUCCAGCGGAGCCAGCUGGAGAAAAACCUUCUUACAAUUAAUGAAGACUCAGAAAGGGAUAGUAGCUUAUUAUCAAAGGAGCAAAAACAGGAGAACAGCUGCAUGCAAAAGGAAAUGGCAACAAUUGAACUGGUAGCCCAGGACAACCAUGAGCGGGCCAGGCGCCUGAUGAAGGAGCUCAACCAGAUGCAGUAUGAGUACACGGAGCUCAAGAAACAGAUGGCAAACCAAAAAGAUUUGGAGAGAAGACAAAUGGAAAUCAGUGACGCAAUGAGGACACUUAAAUCUGAGGUGAAGGAUGAAAUCAGAACCAGCUUGAAGAAUCUUAAUCAGUUUCUUCCAGAACUACCAGCAGAUCUAGAAGCUAUUUUGGAAAGAAACAAAAACCUAGAAGGAGAAUUGGAAAGCUUGAAAGAGAACCUUCCAUUUACCAUGAAUGAGGGACCUUUUGAAGAAAAACUGAACUUUUCUCAAGUUCACAUAAUGGAUGAGCACUGGCGUGGAGAAGCACUCCGGGAGAAACUGCGUCACCGGGAAGACCGACUCAAGGCCCAACUCCGACACUGUAUGUCCAAGCAAGCAGAAGUAUUAAUUAAAGGAAAGCGGCAGACAGAGGGCACUUUACACAGUUUGAGGAGCCAAGUAGAUGCUUUAGGGGAAUUGGUCACCAGCACCUCUGCAGAUUCAGCGUCAUCACCCAGUCUGUCUCAGCUGGAGUCUUCCCUCACAGGGGACUCUCAACUUGGACAAAAUCAGGAAAAGAAUGCCUCAGCCAGAUGAGAAAUACUGUCUUGUGUAAAUAUAUUCAAGGAAAACACCUCCACUACCUCACUGACUUCAUAACUGGAAUGUCACAUGGUUUUUUUAAUCAAGAUGCAGUGAACUGAGAUUCUGAAACUCCACUGUAGUUUACUUUGCCUGUACCAUUAAUGCCAAUGUUUUUAUAAAUCACUUGUACACAGUACAUAUGGGAACAGUUGCAUAUGGGAAUUUAAACCAACGUGUGGCUGAGCUUUUUUUUUUUUUAUAUCUUUGUAACAUGUUUUUUUUUAAAAAACCAGUGAUUUUAACUGCAUAUUUGAACCUACAAACUGGUAAAUAAUUUUAAAAAGAAUGUACUUAAGGCCCUCUUUAUAGUGUCAUUUUUGAAUUUUGCUUAAAAUCUAUUUUUCUUAUGAAAAUAAAAGAUAACAAUCAA
This is a messenger RNA of Symphalangus syndactylus (siamang), 7919 nucleotides long. It is a transcript of the gene CNTRL, whose product is annotated as centriolin. The record is from RefSeq and is a predicted model, not a curated record. NCBI's taxonomy places the organism in Eukaryota, Metazoa, Chordata, Mammalia, Primates, Hylobatidae. Gene Ontology annotation, molecular function: protein binding.